AUGGUUGAUCCUCCCAUCAGAAUAAGACCUGGUGAUGUGGAAAAUGGAUUAACGAUCACUAAUGGUCCAACCAAGGAUGAACCCUGUGCUGGCAAUGCUCAGGGUCCAGUGACGGCAAAUUUCAAAGCCGGUGCAACCAUCCCAAUCAAAUGGAAGAUUACCACCGCUCAUCGUGGAACCUGCACCGUUCAACUCUCCACCACCGGUAAAGACACCGAUUUCAAAGAUGUCAAGAAAUUAGACAAAUGUGCCGAUGAAAAUGGUGACUUUAGCGAGGAUGUUAAAUUACCAAAUGUUAAUUGCGAACGUUGCACUUUGAGAUUCAAAUGGGAUGCCGUGGUGACCAAUGAAUUGUACAUAAACUGCGCCGACAUCAGCAUCGGCAAGGGUAAUGAUAAGCGAAAUGUUAAGGGUCUUCCAAGCAAUUUAAGGAGUGGUAGAAUUAAUUUAGAUGAAAUAUAA
Molecule: messenger RNA, 462 nt
Organism: Funneliformis geosporum
Lineage: Eukaryota; Fungi; Glomeromycota; Glomeromycetes; Glomerales; Glomeraceae
Source: the annotation of a GenBank genome assembly